Messenger RNA from Nicotiana tabacum (common tobacco), 1137 nucleotides. The record is from RefSeq and is a predicted model, not a curated record. NCBI's taxonomy places the organism in Eukaryota, Viridiplantae, Streptophyta, Magnoliopsida, Solanales, Solanaceae.
UGGUUCAAGAAGGAAAAUUUUACUUUGAUUUAAUGAAGAAGCACGGAGUUGAGCCACGAGAUCAACAUUAUGCUUCCCUUGUGGACUGCCUUGGACGAGCUGGAAAAUUGCAAGAGGCCGUUCAAGUUGUUGAGGAGAUGCCGAUGCAACCAACAGAGUCUGUUUGGGGAGCUCUAUUGACUGGCUGUAGAAUCCACAAAAACACGGAAUUGGCAGCUUAUGUGGCCGACAGUGUCUUUGAGUUAGGUCCUGUUAGCUCAGGCGUACAUGUGCUACUGUCCAAUGCAUAUGCUGCUGCUGGUAGAUAUCAAGAGGCCGCCAAAGCAAGGAAAAUGCUUAGAGACAGAGGUGUGAAAAAGGAAACUGGUUUGAGUUGGGUGGAGGAGGGAAAUAAAGUCCACACAUUUGCUGCUGGCGAUAGAUCUCAUUCGAAGUCUAAGGAGAUAUAUAAGAAGUUGGAUGAAUUAGGUGAUUACAUAGAGCAAGCUGGGUAUGUUGCAGACACAAACUAUGUAUUGCAACAGGUAGCUGGCCAGGAAAAGAGUGAAACUAUCAGGUAUCACAGCGAAAGAUUAGCCAUUGCUUUUGCACUUAUCACCUUUCCACCUGAAAGGCCUAUUAGAGUUAUGAAAAACUUGCGUGUAUGUGGAGAUUGUCACAAUGCAAUAAAGUUUAUUUCUAAGUGCACCAGAAGAGUAAUUAUAGUGAGGGAUAACAAUCGAUUUCAUCGCUUUGAGGAUGGGAAAUGCUCAUGUGGUGACUAUUGGUGACAAAUAUAGUCACCCAUAUGCAGGCAGGAAUCGGAUCCCAACUAUUCUUCUCACUUGCACUUCUUCUCACCUUAUUCCAGCAUGACAGCAGGUCCUUGGUGCUAUUUGGUAUGACCCAAUGUAUCCCUGUUAGAGCUAGGAAUAUGUUCCAAAUUUGAGCAGUCACUAUGCAGUGUAAGAACAGGUGACUAUUAGUUUCUGCUUUUCUUCCACAUAGAUGACAUCUUGAGCACAAUUGCACACCUCUUUUCUUCAAAUUGUCCUGUGUUAAACAUGCCUGUUUAACUACCAACCAAACAAAACAUGCCACUUUGUAAGGGAUUUUGACUUUCCAUAUGUGUUUCCAUGGCCAAAGAUCAGUCAUUAU